GAGAGAGAGAGAGAGAGAGAGAGAGACUGAAGUAGCAAAUCUGUUUCCUGUAUUACAACUUAGUUCCUUAACAGUUGUUUUACCGCGGCAGCCGGUAAAAGUUUGUCAAAAGUAUCGGAAAAUGCAAGCAAUAAAGUGUGUGGUGGUCGGAGAUGGAGCUGUGGGAAAGACCUGUCUUCUCAUCAGCUACACUACCAAUGCUUUCCCUGGGGAGUACAUUCCCACAGUGUUUGAUAACUACUCAGCAAAUGUUAUGGUGGAUAGCAAACCGGUCAACCUGGGCCUUUGGGAUACAGCUGGUCAGGAAGACUACGACAGACUGCGGCCACUGUCCUACCCUCAAACGGAUGUGUUUCUCAUCUGUUUUUCUCUGGUGAGCCCAGCCUCGUUUGAAAACGUCAGAGCCAAGUGGUACCCAGAGGUGAGGCACCACUGCCCUUCCACUCCUAUUAUUCUGGUCGGCACCAAGCUCGAUUUGAGAGAUGAGAAGGAGACCAUCGAGAAGCUGAAGGAGAAAAAACUGGCACCAAUCACUUACCCACAGGGUCUUGCAUUGGCCAAAGAAAUCGAUGCAGUAAAAUACCUGGAGUGCUCUGCUCUCACUCAGAGAGGUCUGAAGACAGUGUUUGAUGAGGCCAUUCGCGCUGUGCUCUGCCCACAGCCCACCAAGGUCAAGAAGAAGGGCUGUGUGCUGCUCUAAGGAUGCACGAUUUGUCGCUGUAAAGCAGGUACCACAGAAAUCCACUGGUUUUCUCCCGAAAAUCAUCAAGGGAGGCAUUUACAUUGCGAAAGCCUUUCUUCUCUUUUUAGCAGAAUAUAAUCUUGAAUAUGAUGGCAGUGAAAUAUUAUUUGUUCUUUAGAAAAUAUUUAAUCAUAUUUUUACUGAUGUAUUGUGUUAUAUUGUGAUUGGUUGUGUUGGAGUGUUUUUGUCGGGUACGCAGUCGUUCUCUAGACAGAAUAACAGAGAUGAUCUUUAUUUCUGGACCACAAAAAAGUACUUGUUACACAGAGUCGAACUCUGAUUAUUUUGACCUAUGAAUCACAUCCACAUAAUACUUGUGUAUUCAUUUCGGGCAACAAUGGCCAAAAUAAACUGUUUCCAGAAA
Molecule: messenger RNA, 1106 nt
Organism: Puntigrus tetrazona (Sumatra barb)
Lineage: Eukaryota; Metazoa; Chordata; Actinopteri; Cypriniformes; Cyprinidae
Gene: rac2
Product: Rac family small GTPase 2
Exons: 7
Coding region: 122-700 (192 amino acids)
Biological process (GO): small GTPase-mediated signal transduction
Molecular function (GO): GTP binding; GTPase activity
Source: RefSeq, a predicted model, not a curated record